This is a messenger RNA of Arctia plantaginis, 225 nucleotides long. NCBI's taxonomy places the organism in Eukaryota, Metazoa, Arthropoda, Insecta, Lepidoptera, Erebidae. The record is from the annotation of a GenBank genome assembly.
AUGAUUUUUGUAGCAAGAUCUUUGGUUUUAGUUUUUGUGUUUUUGGCUUUAAUACAGAGCAUCUCAAGUCAUUGGUUCGGACGACCGAUAUUCUAUCCCGGAUAUGGCGGAUAUCCAUAUCCCCCUCCACCUUUUGGGUAUGGGGGUUACCCGUACCCGCGGCUGUAUGGAUAUCCACCGCCGUUACCUCCACCUCCGCCUCCACCUCCGAUCUUUUUUGGAUGA